This is a messenger RNA of Dama dama (fallow deer), 2518 nucleotides long. RefSeq names its product thioredoxin domain containing 2 (gene TXNDC2). The coding region runs from base 63 to 2357 and encodes 764 amino acids. The transcript has 2 exons. NCBI's taxonomy places the organism in Eukaryota, Metazoa, Chordata, Mammalia, Artiodactyla, Cervidae. The record is from RefSeq and is a predicted model, not a curated record.
ACUCUUUUUCUGAAGUUUGGUACAGACUCCUCUGGCUGUAAAACCAGAGCUGAACAGAUGUGAUGUUCUUUGUAGUUAUUCAUCCCACCAAGGAGAGGGGCAAUGUCUGCAUGUCCUGUUUCAGAAAUCCUGCCGUUUGCUCAUCGGUUGAUCCUUGGCUCUGCUGUAUGCUCUGUGAUAGAUGCACCAGAUUGCUGUCAGAAAACCCAAGCAAGAUUCUGAGUUCCCAAAACCCCUGCCCCGAAGGUGUCAUACAAGAAAAUCCAUUAUUACAGGUUAUGUCCAGCCAUGUGACUCUCCAGGUCCCAGCACACACCCUGGAGGCCUUUGUCCACGAGGUCAGCAAUGUUCAACGUACACAUGUGGGGGCAUCCGAAGCCCUGCAGGCCGUGCACACACUCCCACCUGAGCAGAGCAGUGACACCCCCAGCUCUCCAGCCCAAAUUGCCCUGCCCAAGCAGGGAGACUUUCUCAAUUCCUCAGCAAAAGCCGUCCCGUCCAAGCAGGCUGACACUCCCAGUUUCCCAGAAAAGACCAUCCUAUCAAAAAAGAGGGAAAUUCUCAAUUCCCCCCAGAAGAACAUCUUGCCCAAGCAGGCUGCCUCCCCCAGUUCCUCAACCCAAACCAUUUCACCAAAGCAGGGUGACAUUCCCAAUUUCCCAGAAAAAACCAUCCUGCCAAAAAAGGGUGUCAUUCUCAAUCCCCCCAGUAAAACCACCCUGCACCAGCAGGCCAACACCCCCAAGUCUUCAGAAAAACCCACCUCGCCCAAGCAGGGUGACACCCCCAAGCCCUCAGCCAAAACCAUUUUGCCCAAGAAGGCUGAUGCCCCCAUCUUCCCAAUCCAAACCAUUCUGCCCAAUCAGUCUUAUGCCUCCAAAUUCUCAGAAAAAACCAUCUCGACAAAAGAGGGUGACAUUUUCAACUCCUCAGCCAAAGUCAUUCCAUCAUGGCCGGCUGACUCCCCCAAUUUCCCAGCCAAGAUCAAUCCAUCAUGGCAGGCUGACUCCCCCAAGUUCCCCGCCAAGAUCAUUUCACCUAAACAGGCUGACUCCCCUAACUCCCCAAACCAAAUCCUCUCACCCAAGCAGACCGAUUCCCCGAAUUUCCCAGGCAAAAUCAUUUCAUCACGGCAGGCUGUCUCCCCCAAGUUCCCACUCAAAACCACCCUGCUCAAUCAGGUGGGCAUCCCCACUUCUUCAGAAAAAAACAUCUCACCCAAGCAGGGCAAUACCCCCAAUUUUCCAGCAAAAUUCAGUUUGCCCAAGAAGAGUAAAACCCACAAGUUUACAACCAAAGCCAUUCUGUCCAAGCAGGGUGACACCCCAAAGUCCUCAGACAAAACCAUCCUGCCCAAGGAGGGUGAGACCGCCAAGUCCUCAGCAGAAACCAUUCUGCCCAAGGCGAGUGAGAUCCCCAAGUCCUCAGCCGAACCCAUUCUGCCCAAGGAGGGUGAGACCCCCAAGUUCUCAGCCGAACCCAUUCUGCCCAAGGCGGGUGAGAUCCCUGAGUCCUCAGCUGAAACCAUUCUGCCCAAGGAGGGUGAGACCCCCAAGUCCUCAGCUGAAACCACUCUGCUCAAGGAAGGUCAGACUCCCAAGUCCUCAACCCAAACUAUUCUACUCAAGGAGGGUGAGACCCCCAAGUCCUCAGCCGAAACCAUUCUGCCCAAGGAGGGUGAGACCCCCAAGUCCUCAGCCAAAACCAUUCUGCCCAAGGAGGGUGAGACCCCCAAGUCCUCAGCCGAAACCAUUCUGCCCAAGGAGGGUGAGACCCCCAAGUCCUCAGCCAAAACCAUUCUGCCCAAGGAGGGUGAGACCCCCAAGUCCUCAGCCAAAACCAUUCUGCCCAAGGAGGGUCAGACUCCCAAGUCCUCAACCGAAACCAUUCUGCCCAAGGAGGGUGAGACCCCCAAGUCCUCAGCCAAAACCAUUCUGCCCGAGGAGGGUGAGACCCCCAAGUCCUUAGAGGACACGGUCUGGCCCCCAGGAGGCAAUAGCCUGCAGUCAGAGGAAGACGCAGAGUUCCUGGAUGAGGACAUGGUGAAGGUGAUCCUGAGCAAAGAAGACUUUGAGGUGGCGCUAAAGGAAGCUGGGGAGCAGCUGGUGGUCGUGGACUUCUCGGCCACGUGGUGCCAGCCCUGCAAGACCAUCAAGUCCUUCUUCCAGACCCUGUCCCUGAAGCAUGAGGAUGUGGUGUUCCUGGAAGUGGAUGCCGACGAGUGCGAACAACUAGUGAGAGAGUGCAAGGUCAAUUGCGUUCCAACCUUUCAGUUUUAUAGAAAAGAAGAAAAGGUGGGCCAGUUUUCUGGUGCCCUGCACGAAAAACUUGAGACACUCAUUACAGAAUUAAAGUGAUCAUGUGUUACAAAAGCAUUAGAAAUAGUUGGCUGUUCAUAGCUUCUGAUCUUAUUUAUGAAAAAAAAUGAGGGGUGACGAAAGUGUGUGUUCGAGUGGCACCUGCUUGUAAAUCAGAAACAUUAAUUCUACCCUUUCUGAAAAGCCCUAAUGUCUGUUGU